Messenger RNA from Anarrhichthys ocellatus (wolf-eel), 3154 nucleotides. RefSeq names its product dual specificity testis-specific protein kinase 1. Gene Ontology annotation, molecular function: protein serine/threonine kinase activity; ATP binding. The record is from RefSeq and is a predicted model, not a curated record. Gene Ontology annotation, cellular component: nucleus. Gene Ontology annotation, biological process: protein phosphorylation; mitotic DNA damage checkpoint signaling. Bases 754 to 2313 code for a protein of 519 amino acids. NCBI's taxonomy places the organism in Eukaryota, Metazoa, Chordata, Actinopteri, Perciformes, Anarhichadidae. The transcript has 5 exons.
UUUCCCUCUACAGCAAAAAGGUAAGCAGACUUCUGUGGUACAACAUAGGACAACAUAGAUUUAUCCACUUUUGGAACAUUUUAAUUCAAUUUACUGAGAACCUUUUCACACUUUGUUUCCUUCCUGUUUUGUAUAAGUCGUCGUAGUCUGUCUCUGGAUCAACUAGAUUAAAUCACCGAAGGAGGUUCUAAUUGCUCCACUAAUGUCUUUAUUGAACAGUGAGGGUUUGCCUUUCAUGUCUUUACUGGUUAUUAUAUGUUUCUUCUAACAUCCUCAGUCUGUCCAUGUGAAUAUUAAUGACUGUAAGGUGACUUACUGUAGUCUCUCAGAUACUAUGACAAUGAAUACCCAUAGUAUCUGACAGACCAUGAAUACUCAGUAUCUGAGAGACUACGCAUACUCUCUGAGAGACUAUGAAUACCCAUAGUAUCUGAGAGACUAUGAAUACUCAUCUCAGAUACUAUGAGUAUUCAGUCCCAAGCUAUUGGCUGGAACUUACACGUGCCUUUUUCUUUUUUAUGUGCUGCCAACUUUGUGCUCAUGCAAAGACAAACAUUUUCUUUUCCUCUUGUGGACUUACUAGUUUGUCAGCUUUUUUAAUCUCUCUGUCCUACAACACACAGCUCAAAGUCUGUGCAAAAUGUGCUGCUGACUGGAGGCCAUGCUUCCGAGUUCUUAAAACUAUAGCAAUGUCUGUUUAGAUCAACACAUGGGAGCUGUUAUUUACACAACAGACUCAGUUAGGGUUCAUUCAUGCGGUCACUCAGUCGUCCCGUCGUGGCCUUGAUGGCGUACUCCACCAGCACUAUCGCAGAGGGCUGCUUUGGGAAGGUGUACAAGCAGAAGUACAACGAUACCUGGGCUGCUAUAAAGAAGGUCCCCCAACAUCUCAUCACUAAGAAGGACCUGGAGAGAGAGUGUGAAGUGUACAACAAGGCAAAUCAUCCCAACAUAGUGAAGCUUCUGGGCAACAUAAAUCUCAAAGACGGAAAAUGGAUCAUUCCUCUAGAGUUUAUCUUCGGAGAGGACUUGGAGACCACCAUCUUCAAAGCGUCAAUGUCUAAAAUAAAGGUGUCUCCUUCCGUUAAAGGCACUAUCAUCCUCGGCAUGUGUGAAGGGCUGCUUCACCUCCACUCCAGAGAUAUUGUCCAUCAAGACCUCAAGCCUGAAAACAUCAUGGUGGAGCAUGAAACGAACAGAGCCGUCAUCAUCGACCUGGGACUGGCCAAGUUCUUCAAAUAUGGCCUCAACUCUGCCAUGAACAUGGGGAACCCGGCCUACUCAGCCCCUGAGGUGCACAGGGGCAGCCAGAGGGACCAGCGCUCAGACGUGUGGGCCAUGGGUAAGAUCAUCGCUGAGCUCUGUGCCCGGAUUCGACUUCACACGCCCAGCGUCUGUCCCGCCAAGAUGGAGGAGAUCAUGAAGGAUCUGCCGUACUGCCAUGCUGUGUGCAGGAUGGUGGACCCCGACCCUUCUCUGAGGGCCUCCGUGGGCGGGAUCAUUAGUGAGAUACGAAGGGCCGCAGGUGCAGACACCGUCACCAAUACACCCGUUCAAAAAGAGCGUAAGGUACCUUCACCUAACAUUAAUGUCAGAAACCCAUCUCCGUCACCAGUGGACAGAGGAGCUUCUCUAGCGAACAGAGAUCCAUUGCCAAUGAACAGAGCUCCUUCACCGUUUAACAGGGACCCAUCACCAAUGAACAGAGCUCCUUCACCGUUUAACAGGGACCCAUCACCUAUGAACAGAGCUCCAUCACCCUUUAACAGGGACCCAUCACCAAUGAACAGAGCUCCAUCACCCUUUAACAGGGACCUAUCACCAAUGAACAGAGCUCCAUUUAACAGGGACCUAUCACCAAGGAACAGAGCUCCAAUUAACAGGGACCUAUCACCAAUGAACAGAGCUCCAUUUAACAGGGACCUAUCACCAAUGAUAGCUCCUUCACCUAAAAGUGAUCCAUUACCACGCCACAAGUCUCCAUCACCGCUGAAAUGGGAGCGCUCACCCAAACCACACCUUCAACCUUUGCGGCCUCAAGCCGCAAUGCACAUCCCUCCUACCCCUCAGAGGACAGAGGACAGGAACAAAAACCAGGCUCUGGUCCGGACAGGCAGAUCCGAGCUUACCCAAGACUUCCUGAAAAUGAAUUUGGAUCUGCCCUGCAACCUGCCCACAACAGGGAGGGUGGUGGUGCGGCGCUUUGAGGAGAAAAACGGGGAGGUUGAAACAUGGGAGCAGAAGGAGGUGGUGACUCGUGAUGGGAAGAUAGUCAAGUUCGACGACGUCAAGUUUAAUAACAAGUCAGACUAAGAGUUUGAGGAUUUGUCGUUCGGCGGAUGAUUACUUAAGCUGGUUAAAUGGUUAGUUCAGGGUCAACUAACUUUUAGUAUUUUCUUAAGAGAGGGUGUACAAUACAUUUCCACUGUGCAGAAGAGUAAACUGAGAUUAAGUUACAGGAGGCAUCUGUUUUUUUAGCACACAUUAAAAAUAACAAAAACAAUAAGAAGACAUCUUGAAAUGGCUUUGGUUGUGCAUUAUGUUCAGCCAUGUUUGGAAUUUGAUUGAUAGCUCAUUUACUUGCCAAGAACGAAAGAUCUGUAGGCACAAACGACAAUCUGUGAAUGUUUUUCAGCAUCUGAAUGCAUAAGACUGUGAACAUGGCUCAUUCAUUAUGUGUAUGUUUAUGUAUGUAAAUAAAUUCAGAAAUCUCAAUUUAUAGAUUUUGUUUCUUUGGGAUGCUUUGUGCCUGUAUUUAUUGCAACUGUGUUUCAUUAGAUUGUCGUUACUUUAGCUGUUUUAGUAAUAAGAAAAACAUCUGAGCAAGUAAUGAAAAGAAGCCAACACUAUAAUUGAUGGUUGUAAAAAAGUAGUUACUGAAAUCAGAAUCAGACAACAUGGGCUCGUAGCAUACAACAAACAAACUAUAAUAUAAUACAGGUGUAACAGAUUUUCAUUAAGUCCAAUAUUUACAAGCUACAUCCAUCUUCCAUGGGUCAAGAAAGUCUCUGUCCACAUUUCAACCCUAUUGACUGAACAAUGAAAAUAUGUUAAUAUUGCUAAAUGUGUCAAUCACUGAAAUAUUUGUGUUUUGUUUGUUUGAUAGUUAACUGGAUAUGUCAAACUUGUUAAAAGAUUUAAAUUAAACUUGGUG